CCUGUGGGCCCAGCUCGCCGAAAGCCUAAGAGCAGGACAUAUUUACAUGGGGUAUUAAUGAGUCUUUGAGAAACCGUUCACCCACGUGCCCGUGUAUUUGUCGGUAUCAGGAAUCUAGACACGCCAAGCCGCGACCCUGCAAAGAAACCAUCACCUCCACGCGGGAAACCCAGAGAGCUGCAGAGCGUCCCCCGGUGGCCGGGCAGGACCUUGGAUAGUGACCACGACCCCCCUCCCUACCCCCCAGCGGUUCCUGGGCUUCUCAAUGUCACGAGUAAAGAUGCUGCUGUUUUGUGUGCCCGCAGUCUUCAAAUUCUCGCCACCCCACCCCUCCUUAAGAAACUAGGACUGUCCGUGCCUGCUGUUUGGUUUUUUUUCUUCCAGAACGCCAGUAUCUUAUCUCUCAAGUUCAAGUUCCGAGGACUUGCCCAGUCUCCUCCCCUUCAAUCAUUUCUACCAUCCUCUGGCAUCCUCGGAAAGCUGGGGAUCCUGGGCUGCUGGUCCCAGUGCUAGCUUUGGCAGUCCCAGGCUGUCCGGCACAGCAGGCGCAUUCGCCUCUCUCUCUCCCAUUCUUCUUCCUCCCUUUUAUUCUUCCUUUCUUUCCACCUUUACUCCCCCCUCUCUCCCUCUUUUGCCCCUUAAGUUUCCUGCACCGUGAUUCCAACUGUACCAAGCCUAGGCUCUAGCGAACCAAUCCCGAGCGCGACCCGGGCACUGGACGCCGACUCCGCCAAGGCUGGAGGAGGCAGCUGGACCCAUCCUCGCCCGAGCAUGGAGACGGAGCUCCGGGGAGGGCACGUCCGGGGCGCUGGAGACGCCAGGCCCGAGUAGCUCCUCCAUGGAGCCUGCCCAGAGCGGUCACUGCUCGCCCGAUUCGCCUCCAGUCCUGUGCGGCUGCUGAGAGCGCUCCUUGCUCUGUAAAGUGGAUGUCAGGUGGAUCUAUGUUUUUGAAGGAACAAAGACUCAGCGAAGGCACCGCCAAGGAAGUUUGAGACGCGGGAGGAUGCAGGCUGCCUGCUGGUACGUGCUUCUCCUCCUGCAGCCCACGGUCUACUUGGUUACAUGUGCCAAUUUAACGAAUGGUGGAAAGUCAGAACUUCUGAAGUCGGGAAGCAGCAAAUCCACACUAAAGCACAUAUGGACAGAAAGCAGCAAAGACUUAUCUAUCAGCCGACUCCUGUCACAGACUUUUCGUGGCAAAGAAAAUGAUACAGAUUUGGACCUGCGAUAUGACACCCCAGAACCUUAUUCUGAACAAGACCUCUGGGACUGGCUGAGGAACUCCACAGACCUUCAAGAGCCUCGGCCCAGGGCCAAGAGAAGGCCCAUUGUUAAGACGGGCAAGUUUAAGAAAAUGUUUGGAUGGGGUGAUUUUCAUUCCAACAUCAAAACAGUGAAGCUGAACCUAUUGAUAACUGGGAAAAUUGUGGAUCAUGGAAAUGGGACAUUUAGUGUUUAUUUCAGGCAUAAUUCCACUGGUCAAGGGAAUGUAUCUGUCAGUCUGGUGCCUCCUACAAAAAUUGUGGAAUUCGACUUGGCACAACAAACCGUGAUUGAUGCCAAAGAUUCCAAGUCCUUUAACUGUCGAAUCGAAUAUGAAAAGGUUGACAAGGCUACCAAGAACACACUCUGCAACUAUGACCCUUCCAAAACCUGUUACCAGGAGCAGACCCAAAGUCAUGUGUCCUGGCUCUGCUCCAAGCCCUUCAAGGUGAUCUGUAUUUACAUAUCCUUUUAUAGUACAGAUUAUAAACUAGUACAGAAAGUGUGCCCCGACUACAACUACCACAGUGACACACCUUACUUCCCCUCUGGAUGAGGACGAACAAGGGGCUGAGACUGAAGCCUGAGGAAUUAAUGGUCAUAUGACAGGGCUGUUACCUCAAAGAAGAAGGUCACAUCUGUUGCCUGGAAUGUGUCUACACUGCUGCUCUUGUCAACUGGCUGCAAAUACGCUAGUGGAAAACAAUCUGAUGUAAUUUCUGCCCAGUCAGCUUCAUCUCUCAGUAAUAGUUGUAAAUCACCACAGAUUUUAAAGUCAUACUUGAGGACACACUCUCACAUGUAGAGGUACACAAAUACACACUCAUGCACAUCUCAGCUUGCAUCUAUCAUCUGUUGAGAGGGCUUUCAUUGUCUGACUCAUAAUGGUUCAGGAUAAACUAUCAUCAAACGAAAGGAUCAACUAGAAAAUGUUUCUAACACUCACCAUUAUGGAAAUCUCUUUUAAAGUCUUGAGUCCAUGCUAAUCAAUAAUCCCCACUCAUGCAUUCCUACUGCUUGGAGUAGCUGUACUGGUAAAUAACUACUGUAGGAGUAUAUGCUUGUUAAAAUGGAAAAAUGUGUCUUUAGAGCUCAGUAUUCUUUAUUUUAUGAACACAACAAAGUGUAGUAACUUUUUCCCAGCAUAUGGUAGGCACAUUCAAGGUGAUACAAGAUGGCUCUUUUUUUUUUUUUCUUUUUCCUAUGGAAGGAGCCUGUUUUCAGUAAAGAUGAGCAAACAUUUGGAAUUUACAUGUGGGCAGACAUUGGGAUUACAUCUUUCAUUGCCAGCCAUUGGACAUUUGCGAAGUUGAGACCAGCUAAGGCUGCUUAAAACAAGUUCUGAUCAUUAUAUAAGAAGGGAAAUGCCGGGCAGACACCAUGUAAGUUAUAAGUGUCUGUCUUAUCUUUACUACACAUAUUGUAACAAAUUCAAUAUCCUAGUCUUCAUUUGUAUGAAUGGUUUGUAUUGUACAUAGUUUAACCAAGUGUUCUUUGAGCUGCUUAUUAAUAUUAAAUUGUACUUGUCUCUCUGCUUGUUAUUGGUUAAAAAAGAAAAAAAAAGGAUAUGAGGAAAUCAUUUUAUCAAUGUAGCUGUGAACUCCAUUAAAAAGACAAACAAUGUACAAAGCAUUUAUUCAGCUCAAGUAUUGUUGAAAGCUAUACAUAUACAACAUUACACUGUCUGUAUUUAGAUAUUUUAUUUCUGGACAAAACAAAAUGUACAUAAAAAUAAAACACUUAAAUUUGAGUUUCAAUAUGCACUGUGUAAGAUGGUGAUUUAAAUGUUUCUGACAAGAAGAACAUGCUGGAAUACAGUCAUGGAUUUGCAUCUCAUGUCUUUAAAUUUGUAUAGAAUUAUCUACAUUGGUAUUAGUUGCCCAGGCAAAACUACUUAUUUCAAUAUCAAACCUGGGAAAUAAUUGUGGUAUACAGCAUUGCACACAUUUUUGGUUUUAUUGUCUUGCUAGUUAGUCAAGGAAAAAAAAAAAACCCAUCAAUGGACAUAGGAGAUAAUCAAGUUCUCCUAAAUUUAAGUAUAAGUAUUGAAUUUUUUACCUGUACAGAGUCUUUACUUAGCAGGAAGAAUGAAGUGAAGGCAAGUCAAGAUGUCUGAAGAUGGUGACUGAGAUUCCCUAAUUGAACUCAACUGAAAAAAUUGUGGGGGCAAUAGAGGGCUUCAGUCUUUAAUUUAUGUAUAGCAGAUGGGAUUAAGUUUUCUAUGUAACAUUGUUUUUGGACAUUAAGUUUUCUUAAAAAAAAAAAAACAACUAACUGCUAUACAUUACUCCAACAAAAUAAAGAGGUAACA
Messenger RNA from Sciurus carolinensis (gray squirrel), 3574 nucleotides. RefSeq names its product neurexophilin 1 (gene Nxph1). The record is from RefSeq and is a predicted model, not a curated record. NCBI's taxonomy places the organism in Eukaryota, Metazoa, Chordata, Mammalia, Rodentia, Sciuridae. Bases 1004 to 1819 code for a protein of 271 amino acids. Gene Ontology annotation, molecular function: signaling receptor binding. The transcript has 3 exons.